AUGGGACUCGUAAAUAGAAAAGCCCGGUCCAAGCCGAAGGAACAGGUCGUUCCCGCCAAGACCGGUAUAAAAAAAGCAGAGUUCGACCUCACCAAGAAGAAAGAGGUUGGUGUUUCCGACUUGACGCUCUUAUCGGACAUUACGGAGAAAGCCAUCAACGAAAACCUCCACAAACGGUUCAUGAACGGCACCAUCUACACAUAUAUUGGCCACGUGUUAAUUUCGGUGAAUCCGUUCCAGGAUUUGGGUAUAUAUACGCCGCAGACGCUCAACAUGUACAAGGGCAAGAAUAGAUUGGAGGUGCCGCCCCAUGUGUUUGCAAUUGCCGAGACCAUGUACUACAACUUGAAGUCGUAUGGCGACAACCAGUGUGUGAUCAUUUCCGGCGAGUCCGGUGCUGGCAAGACGGAGGCCGCCAAGCAGAUCAUGCAGUAUAUUGCUAAUGUUUCUGUAGACGAUAAUCUGGCCGGAGCGCCUAGUGGUAUUUCUAAAAUCAAGGAUAUGGUGCUCGCCACCAAUCCGCUUUUGGAGUCGUUCGGCUGUGCCAAGACGUUGAGAAACAACAACUCCUCUAGACACGGUAAGUACCUUGAGAUCUACUUCAACGCGAAGAACCAGCCCUCGGCAGCACACAUCACCAACUAUCUUUUGGAGAAGCAGCGUGUGGUGCAGCAGAUCGAGAACGAGCGUAACUUCCAUAUCUUCUACCAAUUCACAAAGAACUGUCCUCCUCAGUACCAGCUGAGCUUUGGAAUCCAGGGGCCAGAAACAUACGUGUACACCUCCGCGGCUAAGUGUGUGGAUGCCGACGGUAUCAACGACGCCAAGGAUUUCAAAGAGACCCUUGACGCCAUGAGAGUCAUUGGUCUCAACGAGGCUGAGCAGGACAAUAUCUUCCGGAUGUUAGCAUCUAUCUUGUGGAUCGGUAAUAUCUCAUUUGUAGAAGAUGAACAGGGCAACGCUGCCAUCCGCGAUGAGAGCGUCACCAACUUCGUGGCUUAUUUAUUGCAAGUCGACGCCCAGACAUUGGUCAAGGCUUUGAUCGAGCGGAUUUUGACAACGUCGCAUGGUCUGAGAAGAGGCUCCACAUUCCAUACUCCCUUGAACAUCGUCCAGGCUACAGCAACUAGAGACGCCUUGGCAAAGGGUAUUUAUAACAAUCUCUUUGAAUGGAUUGUCGAGAGAGUCAACUUGUCUUUGAAAGAUCAGGCUGAGAACUACGAGAAGAAGUCAAUUGGAAUCUUAGAUAUCUAUGGCUUCGAGAUUUUCGAGCACAACUCCUUCGAGCAGAUCUGCAUCAACUAUGUCAACGAGAAAUUACAACAAAUUUUCAUUCAACUCACAUUGAAAGCCGAGCAGGACGAGUAUGUCCAAGAACAAAUUACCUGGACACCUAUCGAUUACUUCAACAACAAGGUGGUGUGUGAUUUGAUUGAGGCUACCAAACCAAGACCCGGUUUGUUUGCUGCUUUAAAUGAUUCCAUCAAGACAGCACACGCUGACUCAGACCAAGCUGAUCAAGUCUUUGCUCAGCGUUUGGUUCCUCUUGCGGAUGGUAAUCGUUAUUUCGAAGACCGUCGUGGUAAAUUUAUUAUCAAGCAUUAUGCUGGUGACGUUGCUUACGAAGUUGCUGGAAUGACAGACAAGAACAAGGAUAACAUGCUUAGAGAUUUGUUGGAGCUCUUAUCUUGUUCUCAAAAUACUUUCAUCACGGAGUCACUUUUCCCUGCUCAUCUCUUGGGAACCUUGAUGGACUCAAAGAAGAGGCCAGAAACAGCGUCAGAUAAAAUCAAAAGAAGUGCUAAUGCACUCGUUGAUACUUUGUCUCAAUGUCAACCCUCGUACAUCAGAACUAUCAAGCCCAAUCAAACAAAGAGGCCAAAAGAAUAUGACAAUCAACAAGUCUUGCAUCAAAUCAAGUAUUUGGGUUUGAAGGAGAAUGUUCGUAUCAGAAGAGCCGGAUUUGCAUACCGUACAACUUUUGAUAAGUUUGUGCAACGGUUCUACUUGUUAUCCCCUAAAACUGGUUAUGCAGGUGACUAUAUUUGGAGAGGAGAUGAUAUUGGUGCUGUGAAAGAGAUUCUCAAAAGCUGUUUCAUUCCAUCCUCUGAGUAUCAAAUGGGAACAACAAAAGUCUUCAUUAAGCAACCAGAGACAUUGUUUGCUUUAGAGGGCAUGAGAGACAAGUAUUGGCACAAUAUGGCUGCAAGAAUUCAAAGAGCAUGGAGACAUUACGUUCAGCGCAAAGUGGAUGCAGCUAUCGUCAUUCAAAGAGCAUGGAGAAACAAAACCCACGGAAAUAAGUUUGAACAGGCCAGGGAUCGGGGUAAUCAGAUGCUUCAAGGAAAGAAAGAAAGAAGAAGAUUAUCGAUGUUGGGAUCUCGCUCCUACAUGGGAGACUACUUGGGGUGCAAUUAUCCAACAGGUUACGGUCGCUUUGUUGUCAGUCUGGCUGACAUAAGAGACCCUGUUCUCUUCUCUGGCGAAGGUGAGAUUCUCUUGGCUAAAUUUGGGCGUUCUUCUAAAAGACUUCAAAGAUCAUUUGUUCUCACGAAGUCGUCUUUGUACAUUAUUGCGCAUGAGCUUGUCGAAAAUCGUCUACAGCUCCGUCGGGAAUUUGUGAUUCCUCUUUCAGGUAUAAACUAUAUCGGCAUGUCGCUGCUUCAGGAUGAUUGGUUGGCUAUUUCGCUUCACGCUCCUACACCUACCACUCCAGAUGUCUUCAUAAACUUGCCUCUCAAAACUGAAUUGGUUCUUCUCAUCACUGAAAUUAACAGAGGCAUUUCUCUUAAUAUUGAGCCCACUGUCAAGUAUCAGAAGAAAGCUGGCAAGUUUCACACUGUCAAGUUCGUUUCCGGAGCAGCCCCUGACAGGGGAGAUAUCUACAAGUCUGGAACCGUCACUGUGCAGCCAGGUCUUGAUCCUCGAAGCGUGAAUCCUAAGAGACCACGUCCAAAGUCUAAACCUGUGGAUUACAGUAAGUACUACAAUCGUGGUGCAUCGGCUCAAAGAAACAACUAUUCUCGUCCUGUUCCACAACCUACAAGACAAGGAGACUAUUCUCAACAGCCACAAGCUUCUUAUGCUCAGGCAAGACCGGCACAAGUUCAUCAACCUGUGGUACAGCAACAACCACAAGCUACCCAGCCACAACAACAGCAACAACAGCAAUAUCAAAGACAGCAGCCGCAGCCACAGCAGGUGCAACAAGAAUCGGUCCAGAAGGCUGUUCCUGCCCGCCCUGUCCGCAAAGUGGCCCCAGCACCUCCAGCAAAGAAGUCUGCACCCCCUCCUCCGCCACCCGCCUUGGCUGUUGCAAAACCCAAGUUCCCUACAUAUAAGGUUAUCUACGACUAUGAUGGAUCUGUCGCAGGCACAAUGGCGCUCACCAAAGACGAUAUUGUGUAUGUUGUCCAGGUGAAUGGCGAAUGGGGUCUUGUGAAAGACUUGAACGAAACGAAAGAGGGCUGGGCUCCACUCACGUAUAUGAAAGAGUGCGAGCUCAAUCCUAACAGCAUCGCAAAGUCUGCACCCCCACCACCGCCACCCGUGGCUCAAAAAUCGCAGCCAGUCGCACAAAAUGGAAACGGAGGUAGUUUAGGAGCCGGGUUGGCGAAUGCUCUCAGCGCCAAGAAGAAUGAAGAGGUUCACAUGGCAAGCUCUCUUGCAGAUGCGUUGAAGAAAAGAGGUGCCACCAGAACGAGCAGCGAUGAGGAAGCCGAUGAUGAUGACGAUUGGUAG
Messenger RNA from Australozyma saopauloensis, 3741 nucleotides. RefSeq names its product myosin 5 (gene MYO5). Gene Ontology annotation, molecular function: actin filament binding; ATP binding; microfilament motor activity. Gene Ontology annotation, biological process: actin filament organization; vesicle transport along actin filament; endocytosis. The record is from RefSeq and is a predicted model, not a curated record. The transcript has a single exon. Bases 1 to 3741 code for a protein of 1246 amino acids. NCBI's taxonomy places the organism in Eukaryota, Fungi, Ascomycota, Pichiomycetes, Serinales, Metschnikowiaceae. Gene Ontology annotation, cellular component: cytoplasm; actin cortical patch; vesicle.